Molecule: messenger RNA, 1065 nt
Organism: Sungouiella intermedia
Lineage: Eukaryota; Fungi; Ascomycota; Pichiomycetes; Serinales; Metschnikowiaceae
Source: the annotation of a GenBank genome assembly
AUGUCCAAAAUCAACCUUGGCAUCACCGCUGACAUGCACGUCCAUCUUCGUGAUGGCAAGAUGAUGGAGUUAAUCACCCCAACCGUCAGAGAGGGUGGUGUCUCUAUUGCCUACGUCAUGCCAAACUUGGUACCUCCAGUGACUACUUUGGAAAGAGUCAUUGAAUACAAGCAGAGUCUCCAAAAACUUGCACCAAAAACAACAUUCUUGAUGAGUUUGUACUUGUGUAAGGACUUAACACCUGAGCUCAUCCAUGCUGCCGCCAAACAAGGCGCCAUCCACGGUGUCAAGUGCUAUCCAGCAGGUGUCACCACCAACUCUGCUGCUGGAGUGGAUCCCAACGACUUUUCUGAUUUCUACCCCAUUUUCAAGGCUCUUGAAGAGAACGAUUUGGUUCUCAACCUCCACGGAGAGCGUCCUCCUGCCAAGGAUGAAGACAUCACCGUACUUAAUGCCGAGCCAUUGUUCCUUCCUGCGUUGGUCAAGUUAUCCAAGGAUUUCCCCAACUUGAAGAUCAUUUUGGAACAUUGCACCACCAAAAGUGCUGUGGAUACCGUACGUGGCAUCCACAAAGAGAACCCUAAUGCCAAGGUGGCCGCCACCAUUACUGCUCACCACCUUUCUCUCACAAUUGAUUCGUGGGCCGGAAACCCUAUUAACUUCUGCAAGCCAGUGGCUAAGUUGCCCGAGGACAUGCGGACGUUAGUGGAUGCUGCCACAUCGGGUGAACCAUAUUUCUUCUUCGGAUCAGACUCCGCUCCUCAUCCUAUUGAGGGUAAGGCUAGACAUGUAGGAGUGUGUGCUGGAGUGUACACCCAGUCCAAUGCUAUAGGGUACUUGGCAGAGGUUUUUGAGGGAGCAGGAAAGUUGGAUAAGUUGCGUGGAUUUGUCAACGAACAUGGAAAGAAAUUCUACGGAAUCUCUGAUGACGAUGUGGUGUGCAAGGACACGGUUUCGUUGGUGAAGAGAGAGAAUGUUGUAGCCGAGGUUAUUGCCAACGACACCAUCCAGGUUGUACCAUUCAAGGCUGGAGAAUCUUUGAAGUAUAUGGUAGAGUGGGAUUAG